AUGGCGAUGGCCUCAAUAGCUAUGAUGUGGUACACGUGUCAGGCGGACAGCAACCUCCAUCCUCUAAUUCUGGUGCCUGGAAGUGGCGGGAACCAACUGGAAGCGAGGUUAACCAGAGACUACAAACCCUCAAGCUUCUUCUGCAACCGGUGGAACCCAAUUAGUAAGGACAAGAAUGGUUGGUUCAGGCUCUGGUUUGACCCAAGCGUCCUCUUAGCCCCAUUCACCAAGUGCUUUUGUGAGCGCAUGAUGCUCUACUAUGACCCCGACUUGGAUGAUUACCGAAAUGCCCCUGGUGUUGAGACCAGAGUCCCUCACUUUGGUGGAACCCAAGCUCUGCUCUACCUUGAUCCACAUCUCAA
Molecule: messenger RNA, 362 nt
Organism: Ilex paraguariensis (yerba mate)
Lineage: Eukaryota; Viridiplantae; Streptophyta; Magnoliopsida; Aquifoliales; Aquifoliaceae
Source: the annotation of a GenBank genome assembly